AUGGCCGACCUCACUUCACUCUUUUACCUCGGUCUGGAGCAACACAGGGUUGGCCUCAGCACCGUGCGUCGGAAGUAUGCAAUGCUCAACAAGCUGUUGCGAGAGCACGGCAUAGAUGUGUAUCUCGAUGAAUCAUACAUUGACAGGAACUACAACAGGAACAGAGACUCCCUGUAUGACCCCAACGACGGUCAAGACAUGCACAGUCAUCGCAAGAUCAAGCGGGGUCGGCGCUACUGCUUUGCCCUCGCAGUUCAGGGCCCGGAUCCGCGCGUGUGCACCGUCAGUGACCGCAACGACCGCGCCCUCGCCGGUCCUGUUCCAGGCACGAGCUGGAUCUUCGACCCUGGCAGCGCACUGCAGCGCGAUGAGGAGCAGCCACAAGCAUCGCAGUCAUCAGCGCGCAAGUGCAGCCGGUGCAAGCAGCCAGGGCACACGCGGAAGAAGUGCCCCGUCGCUGAAGAAAACCUGCCUCAACAACCACAGAAGCAACCAUCCACACGCAAGUGUGGUCGAUGCAAGCAGCCAGGGCACACGCGGAAGAAGUGCCCCGUCGCUGACGAAGACCUCCCUGAGCAACCACAGCAACAGCAGGGCCGUCCCCGGAAGCCUUCUCGUGGGAGCUUCCAUACAGGGGACUAUCAUAAAGCCUUUAAUUCUGACAACUUCAUCAGCUGGUUCAAGGAUGCGUUGCUGCCGAACCUGCACCAGCCGUCGCUCAUCAUCAUGGACAACGCAGCGUACCACCGCACCCUCCCACCAGACACGCCAGUCCCGGGGAGAAUGAAGAAAGCGGACGUCAUUGCAGCUCUGCGAGCCAGGAACCUGACCGUGAGCGAGAUUGACUUCUCCUGCGAGCUGAAAGACCGCCUGAAGUUGUGGGUGAAGAACCACGUCCAACCCGAGGUGGUGCAGCUGGCCGAGGCGCAAGGCCACAAGGUGCUCUUCUCCCCUCCGUGCUACAGCGACCUCAACCCAAUCGAGCUCGUGUGGGCGCUGAUCAAGGGCAACGUCGGCCGCAGAUACAGCCUCGAUACAACCUUCGAGGAUUGCGACUAA
Messenger RNA from Salpingoeca rosetta, 1059 nucleotides. RefSeq lists its product as uncharacterized. Gene Ontology annotation, molecular function: nucleic acid binding; zinc ion binding. Bases 1 to 1059 code for a protein of 352 amino acids. The transcript is spliced from 4 exons. The record is from RefSeq and is a predicted model, not a curated record. NCBI's taxonomy places the organism in Eukaryota, Choanoflagellata, Craspedida, Salpingoecidae.